AUGCAGAUAUUCAAAUUACUCAUAUCCUAUUAUUUCAUAAACUAUGCACGUGGAUCAUCGAAAACCUCCGCUGAAACUGGAAAUGAUAUUGAGAAAUUCUUGUUGGAAAGCAAUUCUGUGAAAGAACUCUCUCCGAAAAAUACGGAAAUGUCGGCGUUGAAUAACAAAAAGCCCGACAAGUUCAUGGAGGACUUGAUUGAAGUGCAGCGGACGUAUCGAAGUUUGAAAGAAAAAUGGCAGCGGAUGAUGGAGGAGAAGAAUCGUGUCAUACAGAUGGCCAGCUCCACCACGCCUCCAACUACCACAUCCGCAACGUCAUCUGAAGUGCAAGUAAUCGAUGUAGAUGUAUUCGAGGCGCCUGAAAAGUUUCAAGACAUUUCGUCUGAUAGCGAAUUUGACGAUGAAUCGUUUAUGGAUAUUUCUGUGACGUCAUCCACGUCCCCGGUCUCCACGACAACUACAGUAAGCCAGUUGGAUCAAAUCCAGACGGCGAUUCGGGAAGCUUUUGGAAGUAUUGGAGCAAAAGAGUUAUCUCAAAAAGACCAGAAAAUCAAUCAGCCAUCGCUAUUCGAGAUCAUUGGACCAUCUUCCUCCACCACUACCACCACCAGUACCACGACAAAACCGGUCACACAGCAACAAAUGGAUGCCACAAUCACAACUAUCAAAAUGGACCAGUCACCUCCACCUAGACCUGCAGUAGCCGCCGGCGUCAGUACAGUAACCUUGGAUACUGUAGCUCGGAAUCAACAAGUCCCAGAACUCACCAUGCUCAAUGUGCCACGCCCAAGACACCGUCCAGCAGGGAAUGUUGUUCCACAAGACCAUCCGGGACCCUCUACAAUGGAUGGAACGCAAAUUAUGGCGGGUGUGAAUAGCGGUGCGACAGCUCAGAGUGCUCCAGCCAUGUCCCAGGUGGUGCCAGCGGCGACAGAGGCUCCACCAGUAAUACCUACUGUGACUCAAGUUGCUCAGGUACCACUUGCAUCAGAGGACAAUUCCAAAUCUCUGCUAUCCACCUUCGGAGGCCGCCCACCCGCUCCAUUCCCCAAAGUUGCCACCCCAUGGAGACACCCAGCACCAACUAUGGACUCCUUGGACACUGCUAAUGACCCAUUUGACACCACCACACGUGUCACGCCGCCUACCACGACUUCUGAAUCCCCCACCACCUCCCUACCACUCCACAUUCUCCCCACGUCUUCAUUCCACUCAUCCGGAUCCCACCCAGACGCACAACCGGCCACCAACCUGUUCCGCUACCCAGAUCAAGUGAAGAUCCCAUUUUUUGGCGCGAAAACUGAGGAGGAUUCUGGAGACACUACAGUACACCCAAUGAGACCAACGACACCGGAGCCGUUUCGAAGUGAGGAGAUUCAGAAUUUGGAGGAAGUGGAGAAAGAGGAUGAAGACAUGACUCUGGCAGAGGAUUUGCCAUCAGAUUCAGAUUCUGACGCAGAAAACACAGAAUCCGAACUAGAAGAGAAUUCUGAAAUCGAGGAAUCCGAAUUCGUCGGUGAUGAAGAAAUUGAUGAGAUCACUGAAUCCGGAAUAACAACAACUCCACGUGGAAUCGAGCAAAAUGAGGACUACGUGGAGGAAACAUUCAGUCAGGAAAAGUCUUCAGAAGCGGCAUUGAAAGUUCCUGAAUCUUUUGGAAUCGGGAAGGCACCAAGUUUCGAGGAAGUUGCCGCUGCGCCACCUGCUUCACCAGCGGAUAUGACCCCUGCUCCACCAGUGGACUCAUCCCCUGGAUCUGAUCUUUUUGGCAGCCCGCCAGGAUCUCAAAAGGCAAGAGCUAAGGCUUUUGGCACCCUGCCAAGUUCUUCUGGACCAACGGAAUCGGAGUUUGGAGGAUUUGGAAGCCCGCCUGGCUCGUCUGGAUCAAAGUUAGGAGCUUUUGGAAACUCCGCCCCAAGUUUUCCAACUGAUGACAUUUUCGGAUCACCGCCUGGCUCAUCGGAACCGCAAGGACCUCAAGGACCAUCAGGAUUGCCUUCAACUUUAGAGGAGCAAAUUAUCGACUCUGACUCCGCCCCCUCAUUUGGAAUCGGGCGCUCACCACCUGGAUUCUCUCAACCUAUCGGACCUACACUCCCACCUGCCGCUCAACCUCAAAAACCUGGAGUCAAGUUCCCAACGCUUGUCGAGCAAGUUGAAAGCUUUUUAAUGAAGACGGAAGCUCCGUGGAGGACACUGGAGCUUCAAGUGCGCUAG
Molecule: messenger RNA, 2217 nt
Organism: Caenorhabditis remanei
Lineage: Eukaryota; Metazoa; Nematoda; Chromadorea; Rhabditida; Rhabditidae
Exons: 4
Coding region: 1-2217 (738 amino acids)
Source: RefSeq, a predicted model, not a curated record